Messenger RNA from Zophobas morio, 1457 nucleotides. RefSeq lists its product as uncharacterized. The coding region runs from base 301 to 1410 and encodes 369 amino acids. Gene Ontology annotation, molecular function: DNA binding. Lineage: Eukaryota; Metazoa; Arthropoda; Insecta; Coleoptera; Tenebrionidae. The transcript is spliced from 2 exons. The record is from RefSeq and is a predicted model, not a curated record. Gene Ontology annotation, biological process: DNA integration; DNA recombination.
ACAUAAAAGUCAGGAAAAUGUCUCAUUACUGAAGAGGAGCUAUGUUGAAAUACGAGGCACUUUGUGCCGAGUAUUUUAAAGCUCCGAGUCAAAUAAGACAUUUUACUGACGAGUUUUGUAUGUAUUAAAUUUUUCCGGAAAUCGCAAUAAAUCGCUAAAAAUCGAGAUUUUCCAACAAGUUUUUUAAUUAAUUGCGCAAAAAUCUAGUUUGUCAAUUUCUUGAAAACGAUGGUUACAAACAAAACAAUUAUAAAAUUUUGUGCGUACGUCAGAGCUGUGUGUUUAUUUCAUUAAUUAAUUAUGAAUACAAGCGAAAACACUGGUGAGGAUGUUCCUUUUGACCUAAGCAAAGCAGCCGCUGCUGCUACAGAAGAAUUGUUACCGUCGAAAUCUAAGGAGCGGUAUGAAAAGCAGUUCCAAAUCUUUGAAGAUUGGCGCAGGCUUAAAAAUGUUACUUCGCUAACGGAAGACGUAUUUCUGGCUUAUUUUGCGGAAAAAUCAAAUUCUUAUAAGGCUUCAAGCCUCUGGAGCACUUACUCUAUGUUGAAAGCCGUGCUUUUGUUGAAGGAAAAUUUGGAUAUCAGCAAGUUUUGUAAGGUAACUGCUUACCUAAAACGAAAAUCGGCUGGUUACCAACCAAAAAAAUCGAAAUGUUUGUCUCGGGACCAGAUAGAUAAAUUUCUGCUUGAAGCUCCCGACAAGGAAUUUUUAUUAAUGAAAGUGGCGCUUAUUUUUGGGGUGUCUGGAGCCUGUCGAUGCGACGAAUUAUCAAGGAUGUUAGUUGACGACAUUGAAGAUCAAAAUAACGUGCUAAUAGUACACAUUCCUGAUUCUAAAACAAAAAAACCUCGACGCUUUGUAGUUGUUGAUGAAAGAAAUCUUGCUACAUACAGACGUUAUUUGGAAUUACGUCCGCCUAGUACUCCACACAAGCGCUUAUUUUUAAAUUACAAGAAAGGGAAAUGUACGGUCCAACCAGUGGGCUUGCAUUCAUUUGGUAAAUUUCCUUCUCAAAUUGCUACCUACCUUGGUCUACCAACACCUCUGGAAUACACAGGACAUUGUAUGCGGCGCAGUUCCGCGACUUUACUAGUAGAUGCAGGAGGAGAUAUUACCAACUUAAAAAGGCAUGGAGGAUGGCAAAGCAGUUCAGUAGCAGAAGGAUACAUAGAAGAGUCCAUCGAAAAUAAAUUAGAUAUAGCUAAUAAAAUACAAGCUGGUCCGAAAAAAAGACCCUUCACUAAUAUCGAGACGUGUCCCUCUACAAGUAGUGAUUCAUCUGAAAUCUGUUGCACCGAAAUCUCGACUGAAAUUUUUGAUAAAAAGGUUAAACUUGAUCAUAAAUCUCUGUCUGGAAUUAACAUUGCAAAUAUAUCGAAUUCUACAAUUAAUGUUAAUAUCUGUAAAUAGUGUAAUUUACGAAAUUUUGAAUAAAUUUUUCUUGUUUAAAUAACUAA